UAUUCCCACUCAACUUUGAUCUUUCUCCUUUUCUGUAAUAAUUAUUACACCUUUCAAACACAAAGUGAAAAGGGUUAAAUUAUUGGAAAUCCGUAUAUUGAAAUUAUUGAGUGAUCAAGAUUUGCUAUGGCUACUAGUGAUUAUGGGCUAAUGAUUGGCAUGAUGAUAGCCAUCUCAUUGGCUUCAUUUGUUUCUGCAGAUCCUGAGUUGCUUCAAGAUGUUUGUGUUGCAGAUCUUGCUUCAGGUGUAAAGUUGAAUGGAUUCGAGUGUAAAAGCAACAUAUCAGCAGAUGAUUUCUUCUUUGCCGGAUUAGCGAAGCCAGGGCUCACCAACAACACAUUUGGUGCAACCGUUACACCAGCUUCAGUCCUACAAAUCACCGGGCUAAACACCCUAGGUGUGUCCAUGGCCCGCAUUGAUUAUGCACCAGGCGGUCUGAACCCACCACACACCCACCCAAGAGCUACUGAGAUUGUGUUUGUACUUGAAGGUGAAUUGGAUGUUGGAUUCAUCACAACCGAAAAUAAACUCUUCUCUAAGACCAUCAAAGAAGGAGAAAUCUUCACAUUCCCUAGAGGCUUAAUUCACUUCCAGAUAAACAACGGUAAAGUUCCUGCAGCCGUUAUUGCUGCCUUCAACAGCCAAUUGCCGGGCACCCAACGGGUGGCAAACGCUGUGUUUGCCUCCUCUCCGACAGUAGAAGAUGUUGUGUUGACUAAAACAUUCCAAGUUGGAACCAAAGAGGUGGAGAAAAUUAAGUCUAGACUUGCUCCUAAGAAGUAAAAACACUUGGUAUCAAGUAUCAUUUAUGGGUUUUCAAACUUCUAUUUGGUUUUGUUUUUCAAUAAAAGUUUGUGAAACAAAGAUAGGGUCCAUGUUUUCGUGCACAAACUUUGUUUAACCUUCAAUGUGUUUUCAUUUAAUAUGUACAUGACUAAUAAUAUUGACGCUUCGACAUAUCUUUCUUUGAAACAA
Molecule: messenger RNA, 975 nt
Organism: Helianthus annuus (common sunflower)
Lineage: Eukaryota; Viridiplantae; Streptophyta; Magnoliopsida; Asterales; Asteraceae
Product: germin-like protein 5-1
Exons: 2
Coding region: 127-783 (218 amino acids)
Biological process (GO): plasmodesmata-mediated intercellular transport; regulation of root development
Cellular component (GO): plasmodesma; cell wall
Molecular function (GO): manganese ion binding
Source: RefSeq, a predicted model, not a curated record